This is a messenger RNA of Lynx canadensis (Canada lynx), 1863 nucleotides long. It is a transcript of the gene PGAM1, whose product is annotated as phosphoglycerate mutase 1. The transcript has 4 exons. Gene Ontology annotation, molecular function: intramolecular phosphotransferase activity. The record is from RefSeq and is a predicted model, not a curated record. The coding region runs from base 158 to 922 and encodes 254 amino acids. Gene Ontology annotation, biological process: glycolytic process. NCBI's taxonomy places the organism in Eukaryota, Metazoa, Chordata, Mammalia, Carnivora, Felidae.
GCGGGCGGAGGGCGGCCCAGAGCGAGUGGAAAGAUUUGGAAGAGCAAGUGCGCGGGAGCUGGGCGGUGGAGUGCGAGCGCGCAGGCGCGGCUGGGGCCGGACAGCGACUCCGGAAUCUCAGCGAGUCCCACUCUGCGUCGCACCCCGAGCCGCCACCAUGGCCGCCUAUAAGCUGGUGCUGAUCAGGCACGGCGAGAGCGCUUGGAACCUGGAGAACCGCUUCAGCGGCUGGUACGACGCCGACUUGAGCCCUGCCGGGCACGAGGAGGCGAAGCGCGGCGGGCAGGCGCUGCGAGAUGCUGGCUAUGAGUUUGACAUCUGCUUCACCUCCGUGCAGAAGAGAGCAAUUCGGACUCUCUGGACAGUGCUGGAUGCCAUUGACCAAAUGUGGCUGCCUGUAGUGAGGACUUGGCGCCUCAAUGAGCGGCACUAUGGGGGUCUGACUGGCCUUAAUAAAGCAGAAACUGCUGCCAAGCAUGGUGAGGCCCAAGUAAAGAUCUGGAGGCGCUCCUAUGAUGUCCCGCCACCUCCGAUGGAACCCGACCAUCCCUUCUACAGCAACAUCAGUAAGGAUCGCAGGUAUGCAGACCUCACUGAAGAUCAGCUACCCUCCUGUGAAAGUCUGAAGGACACAAUUGCCAGAGCUCUGCCCUUUUGGAAUGAAGAAAUAGUUCCCCAGAUCAAGGAGGGGAAACGGGUCCUGAUUGCAGCCCACGGCAACAGCCUUCGGGGCAUUGUCAAGCAUCUGGAGGGUCUUUCUGAAGAGGCUAUCAUGGAGCUGAACCUGCCAACAGGUAUUCCCAUGGUCUAUGAAUUGGACAAGAACUUGAAGCCCAUCAAGCCCAUGCAGUUCCUGGGGGAUGAAGAGACCGUGCGUAAAGCCAUGGAAGCUGUGGCUGCCCAGGGCAAGGCCAAAAAGUGAAGGCGAGCAGGCAGACUACUUUUCCAAGGACACCCUCCCUACCCAUCCCGUUCCUCCACAUUUCUUCCCUGCACAUGUCACACUGACCACAUCUGUAGGCAUCUUAAGUUUUAGCUGCAGAUGGGGACCAGUGGCUCCUAAUUUUGUUUAGCCAUUUGUCUCUUGCACCCACUCUCUUCAUAUAGUCUAGUCAGAAUGGCACUUCUGGGGCAUGAGUCUUCAGUCCCAAGCUGAGGGAAGACUUUUACCCAAAAGUAGAGAGUUAGUAACUAUGGUGUUUUUGCUACUGUUUAUUGAGUUGGGGAUAGGAAGGAACCAUGCUAAGAUGUGACCAAUGAGAAGUAAGAGAGCCUAUUUGUGUUCCCAGGAGCCAGUCCUGUACUAUUCUGUAGUCAGGUGACUGUCUGGGGGGGCUCCAGUCAUUCCAGUGAAAGAAUCAUUUCCCCUCUGACCCCAGAAGAGUUGGCUCCAGAAGACUGGGAUCAAUUUAAAUGUUUUGUGUUGCAUCUACUUUUACAAAAAGAAAAAAAAAAAGUAUAUAUAUAUAUAUAUAUAUAUAUAUACAUAUACAUACACACACACACACACAUAUAUAAAAUAAUACAAACCAAAAACCCUUCUGGGGUUUCUAGUUGCGGUUGAAAUAUUCCCACAUGCAGUCAUCCCAAAAUAAGCCAUUCCUCACACCAACGUGGGAGAAGCCCCUUGACUUCUGAGGCCUAGGAGUUUAUCCUGCUGUGUGUUUUAGAAUCCCUCCCCUGCCUUAAUGUUUUAUGGCAGUGAAAUGCCUCUUGAUCACGUCCAAGCGUGUCUUUUACUGUAUAUGUUUCUGAUCAUGUUCCAGUUGCUUGGUCCUGCCACCUGGGCCCAGUACUCAUUUUGAGCGUAACUAUACUAAAUCUUUUUUCCAGAUCAGUAUAAUAAAGGAGUGAUGUGCAAUA